UCCUGCACACACACACACUCUCACACUCACACUCACACAUACGCCAAAGCUGACACUGCAGCAGAAAAACAGGCCGGCAGGAUUUCUACCCGGCUGUAGCGUAGCGUCAGAGAGGGACUCUAUUGGCUGAGAGAGAGAAGGACGGUCUUCGUGGUUGCUCUGUCGAGGAGUACCCGACCAGAGGCAACGGGCUGUGUGUGUGUGUUAAUGUGUUAGGUCCGUGUGUGUGUGAGCACCGCAGCAGGAGCAGCAGCACUGCAGAUGCUGACUGAGUCCGGGGCUCGGCUCAACGCCUCAUCCUCCCCUCCCCCCUUGGAGCAUCGACGUAGAAAAGAGGAUCCAUCGCUCUCAACCUCUGUGUGUGUGUGUCAGUGAACGUGUGUGUGUGUGUCAGUGAACGUGUGUGUGGGUGUCAGUGUAAAAGCAGAGCUGGUGUGUCAUCCACUGCUCUGCCAGCGUAUCCGUGUCGUCGGCCCUCUCCCUGUCCCAGAAUGCUUCGCUCUGCGCCCCUGUGCUGAGGCGGCGUUGGGCAGUAUGGGCGCUGCGCUGGCCGGGACCCCCCCCCACGGAUCUAAGCUGCCCCACCGGGACGGGCGCACACCGCACCCCUGCUGAUGGGCGAGGACACUGACACCACCCGAACGCUCAACCACGGCUUCCUCCGAGACCACAACUAUGUGACUGAAGGGCUGCUCGUGGCUUUUGCCUGAAGAGCCCCGCCCCACCAGGCCCCGCCUCCUCCCCUCUCCCGGACUCCUCCCCCAGGAUGUUGAACCCCAUCCAGGUCCUGUGCUCCGACAUCACUUCCCUCUCCCUGGAGCCCGAGCCGUUUGCCUCUUACACUGAAGCUGAUAUCAUCUCCACUGUAGAGUUCAACCACACUGGAGAACUCCUGGCCACAGGGGAUAAGGGGGGGCGAGUGGUCAUCUUCCAGAGGGAACCUGAGUGUAAGACAGAGCCGUACUCCCAGGGAGAGUAUAAUGUCUACAGCACAUUCCAGAGCCACGAGCCGGAGUUUGAUUACCUUAAGAGUCUGGAGAUCGAGGAGAAGAUCAACAAGAUACGAUGGCUGCCUCAGCAGAACGCCGCCCACUUCCUCCUUUCCACCAAUGAUAAGACCAUUAAGCUAUGGAAGGUGAGUGAGCGGGACAAGAGGCCUGAAGGCUACAACCUGAAGGAUGAGGAGGGCAGGAUAAAGGACCUCUCCACUGUCACCUCACUACAGGUGCCGGUGUUGAAGCCCAUGGAUCUGAUGGUGGAGGUGAGUCCUCGGCGUGUGUUUGCCAACGCCCACACCUACCACGUCAACUCCAUCUCCGUCAACUCCGACCACGAGACCUACAUGUCAGCUGACGACCUGAGGAUCAACCUCUGGCAUCUGGGCAUCACUGACCGCAGCUUCAACAUUGUGGACAUUAAGCCAGUGAACAUGGAGGAUCUGACAGAGGUGAUAACAGCAGCAGAGUUCCACCCUCACCACUGUAACCUGUUGGUCUAUAGCAGCAGUAAGGGAACUCUACGGCUCUGUGACAUGAGAGAGGCCGCACUGUGUGACAAACACUCCAAACUGUUUGAGGAGCCGGAGGACCCCAGUAACCGCUCCUUCUUCUCGGAAAUCAUCUCGUCUGUGUCGGACGUGAAGUUCAGCCACAGCGGGCGCUACCUGCUGACCAGAGACUACCUCACCGCCAAGGUGUGGGACCUCAACAUGGAGAACAAGCCCCUGGAGAUAUAUCAAGUGCAUGAUUACCUCCGCAGCAAGCUGUGCUCCCUUUAUGAGAACGACUGCAUCUUUGACAAGUUUGAGUGUGCCUGGAACGGCUCAGACAGUGUGAUCAUGACGGGGGCCUACAACAACUUCUUCCGGAUGUUUGACCGGAACACAAAGCGUGACGUGACCCUGGAGGCGUCCAGGGAGAGCAGUAAGCCCCGGGCCGUUCUCAAGCCUCGCCGCGUCUGCCAGGGUGGGAAACGUCGCAAGGAUGACAUCAGCGUGGACAGCCUGGACUUCACCAAGAAGAUCCUGCACACGGCCUGGCACCCCACGGAGAACAUCAUCGCCAUCGCUGCCACCAACAACCUGUACAUCUUCCAGGACAAAUUCAACUAGGAGAUGCACGGCCGAGAGAGGGAAAGCGCAGGAGGCUGGAGACAGACACACACACUCCAGACGACAUGGCGCUAUUGUGGAGACACACUCCAGAGUGCUCAGUCCCUGCCUCCCACACUUCCAACUAAUGAAGCCCCCCCCCUCCCCCUGAAAUACUGGAUGGACCCACCUCACCCUAGGGCCAAACAGGGGGAGCUGAAUUACCCAAUGAGAAUGAUGUUGGUUUAUGGUUUCUCUUAGUCUUAAUCAUGGAUGUGUUGACCUCUGGAUUGUGGCUGAUCUGAUUGUGUUUGUUUCACUAUUGGUCGUUUUUUCAUUCCGAGGGAUUGACCUCUCGGCAGGAGGAGCUUUAACAUGUUGUCUGUCUUUUUCUGUUCAUCUGCCUCAUCCUCUUCUUCCUCCUCCUCUUCUCUCCAUCUGUUUCUGUACGUUUGUGCUCAGUUCAACCCCCCAGUCCCUCUCCUACACUCUUAGAAAAAAGGAUUGGUUCCAGGUAGAACCCUUUUGGGUUCCAGGUAGAACCCUCUGUGGAAAGGGUUCUGUACGAAAGCCAAAAUGGCUAUACCUGGAACCAAAAAAGGUUAUUCAAAGGGUUGUCCUUUGGGGACAGCCAAAGAACCAUUUUAGGUUCUAGAGUGUUUCUAAGAGUGUACAGUCGGAAUUGAUCCUUGACGUUGGUGUAAAAAAAACCUUUGUGGUUCCUGGUGGUGACUAUCGUGGAAACAGAACGUUUGCUGGAUGUUUCAAGUUUUAUUAUAGUUUUUCACAGUUAAAAAUCACGAAUUCACAUAUUUUUGUAAAUUCUCGUUAAUAAUGGUGGUAUUAUGGAUGGUGACGAUAAUGACCGUUAUUGGUAUACGUAUAACAGUGACAUGUCACAGUUGGACUUGGGUUCCACUAGGCUGUCUGUCACAGCUUGGUGACAUUUACUCCUUACGUUUCUGUUGAUUGUGGACACUGCUGGGGAUCUCGGCGGUGUCGUGUGCCACUUUGCAAUGAAACACGAUUAAUAAAACAAAGUCCAACAAUCAAGCAAAAACAUUAUAUGCUGCAUGAUGAACAAAAAUGAUGUGUUUAUAUACAUUUACUGGCUGCCUUUCUAAUCAGAAACAGGCUGUAAAAAGGCUUCUGGAGCUCUGCCUCUACACAGCACUAGUUACCAUAGACAACAACGAGCUCCUUUUGUUUGUGUUUACAAGACACAAAAAAGCAUGUUUAACAGUGUUCGGGUUUUUACGGUGUACAUUUGAAAUGAAGCCGAAAAAAAAAAAAAAAAAUCAGUUAAAAAUGAAAAAGAAACUGAACCAGAGGAAUUGGGAUCGUUUUAUCAGCGUUGUUAUCUAGACCUUUAAGGGGCUGAUCCGUUUGUUUCGUAUCAAUAUGUCCCAGAGCCAAUCAUCUGUAAUGAUGAUGCUGUCCAUGACAAUGCGAGAGAGAUUAUUGCACUCUUCUCUCCAGCAAUUGCAUUUAUAUAUUUUUGGAAACAUCACUUGUGUUUGAUUCCGAGUCCCGCUGCCCUGCCAUUGAUUCACAUCUCUUUUUUUUGUUCACGUAUUUUCAAGAAGAGAAAGUCAAAUGAACAAUUAUAAAUAUGUUAAUAUGUCCCCCCCUCCUACCUGAAUAAAGAUUUCAACAAAAUUGCAUUCUA
Molecule: messenger RNA, 3758 nt
Organism: Oncorhynchus gorbuscha (pink salmon)
Lineage: Eukaryota; Metazoa; Chordata; Actinopteri; Salmoniformes; Salmonidae
Product: serine/threonine-protein phosphatase 2A 55 kDa regulatory subunit B gamma isoform
Exons: 10
Coding region: 767-2110 (447 amino acids)
Biological process (GO): peptidyl-serine dephosphorylation
Cellular component (GO): cytosol; protein phosphatase type 2A complex
Molecular function (GO): protein binding; protein phosphatase regulator activity
Source: RefSeq, a predicted model, not a curated record